Cyprinodon tularosa is the source of this 6379-nucleotide messenger RNA. It is a transcript of the gene znf423, whose product is annotated as zinc finger protein 423. Gene Ontology annotation, cellular component: nucleus. The coding region runs from base 1089 to 5510 and encodes 1473 amino acids. The transcript has 23 exons. Lineage: Eukaryota; Metazoa; Chordata; Actinopteri; Cyprinodontiformes; Cyprinodontidae. Gene Ontology annotation, biological process: regulation of transcription by RNA polymerase II. The record is from RefSeq and is a predicted model, not a curated record. Gene Ontology annotation, molecular function: RNA polymerase II transcription regulatory region sequence-specific DNA binding; DNA-binding transcription factor activity, RNA polymerase II-specific.
GCCUCUCUGCCUCAGCCAACCCGGGCUGUGCCGAGCUGCUCCCUGCGGGAUCAGAGCGCUCCCCCGCCGGGACCCUUCUCUCACAUCCCCCUGCUGGGACGCGGCUACAUUUCCAGCCAAGCACUGCCUGCCUUGGCUUUAUUAUGUGUGUCUGCGCCGCAGCCCCGCCAGCAGAGGCAGGCAGAGGAGGAGGAGGGAGGCUGGUAGCCAGAGUCAGGACAAAGAAAAAGCAGGGAGACAGAGGCUAGCGCAGGGUUAGGCUGCUGUUUAUUAGUGCCGCUGUAGGAAAUAUUAACAAACAGAAAACGUGGGUUGUAAAAGCAGCUUUCCCCUCUGGGUGGAGAAACAGGGAGAAGGAGCGCACUGUCCACAGAUCCACACCACCUAGAGUAGAAUUAAGGGACGGAACGCAGGAGGCUGUCCGGUUCGUCUCUUGGAGGGGGGUUAAAGAGAACCAGAGCAGGUUGAAACAGUAAACUAAAGGAGCUCAGAGGAAGAGGAGAGGAGCGCGCGUCAUUCGAGAGCCAAUUAUUUUAGAAAAUCCCCCCAAAAAAGAACAAAACAACAACAACCCCACUCUCUGCGCGGACUGUGGCUGUCACUUCUCUCUACCACAGCGCGUGGAGGUCCUGCCCAGGUGUUUGAUUUGCCGCGCGCGUGGGUGGCAGCUCGCGCACAGGUCCGUCCGCGAGCGCUGGAAGAGAUUGGAGAAGGCGGAACGCGUGCCGCGCGACAGCGGAGAAACAGCCGAAACAAACCCAAAAAGGCUGUCUGAGUCGCGGCGAAUAAGGAAGUUGUGUCCGCUUAUCCUACAGGUUGCGCCAACCUUUUUUUAUUUUUAUUUAAUUCCUUCCUUUGAAGGAGGAAACAGCAGCAUCUGCCUGCCGUCCGUUCGCGGUGCGUCGAGCUGCUACUGGCCGGACUGACGCCGGAGAGCGACGCUGCCGCAUUGCAACAGGCGGAGAGGAGGUGGAGGUGAAGAAGAGGAGCGGACAGCCCGGCUGCUCCGACGCCUGCAUGGGAAGCUGAAACACGAAGCGGAACGAGAGCAGUUAGAGAAAAGCAAGGUUUCAGAGAGCAGAGCGGAGAUGUCCAGACGGAAACAGGCCAAGCCGCGUUCAGUUAAAGCGGUGGAAGAAGGAGAACCCUCAGAGGGAGGAGGGACUUGGGAUGAAUCUGCCGUCCAGACAGACGUUCCUGCGCCUAACAGAGAGCUGGAGCUAAAAGAAGGCCAGGGGGGCGAAGAUGGGGAGCAGGAGGAGCGCGACGAUGACGACCUGGAUGAUGAGUCCAUCUUCACCUGCGAUAACUGUCAGCAGGACUUCGACUGCCUGGCAGAGCUCACCGAGCACAGAACCAACCACUGCCCAGCCGGAGGAAGAAGAGGUCUAAAUGUCUCCUUACCAAAGAGGGCGUCACCUCAAGAGCCCGAUGGUGAUGAUGACCCUGCAGGCCUGUCCUGGGUGCCCUCCUCACCCUCUAGCAAGGACGUGGCGUCGCCUUCCCAGAUGCCCGACGGCUGCUGCGACCUCGGCACGGCCACUGGAGGCGAGGAGGAGGGAGGCGCCGGCUUGCCGUACCCCUGCCAGUUCUGUGACAAAUCCUUCAGUCGCCUGAGCUACUUGAAGCGACACGAGCAGAUCCACAGCGACAAGCUGCCGUUCAAGUGCACCUUCUGCAGCCGCCUGUUCAAACACAAGAGGAGUAGAGAUCGCCACGUGAAACUCCAUACAGGACUUAUUCGACCAGGAUUUUCAUCUUUAAUUGUAUCGCCUGCAGGAGAUAAGAAGUAUAGCUGCCAGGAAUGUGAAGCUGCAUUUUCUCGCUCUGAUCAUCUUAAGAUCCACCUGAAAACACACAGCUCCAGCAAACCAUUUAAAUGCUCAGUUUGCAAACGUGGCUUCUCCUCCACCUCAUCGCUGCAGAGCCACAUGCAGGCUCACCGUAAGAACAGAGAGCAUCUCGCACUAAGAAGUGAGAAGGAUGGAGGGAAGAAGGGAACGGGAGGAGACGUUGAACUGGAGCAGGAUCUGUACAUGUGUGAUUACUGUGAGGAAACGUUCAGCCAGACGGAUGAGCUGGAAAAACACGUCCUGACUCGACACCCACAGCUGUCUGACCGAGCAGACCUGCAGUGCAUCCACUGUCCAGAGAUCUUUCUGGAUGAGGCGUCGCUGCUCACUCAUAUUGAAACACAGCACGCCAACCGGAAACACAAAUGUCCUGUCUGCUCUGAGCAGUUCCCGUCUGUGGAGGACGUAUACUGCCACCUGGACAGUCACCGCCAGCCCGACUCCUCUAACCACAGCGCCGCCAGUCCAGAUCCUCCCCUCGGGAGCGUAGCCUCCAUGAGCUCGGCCACACCAGACUCCAGCGCCAGUCUGGAGAGAGGCUCCACCCCCGACUCCACCCUUAAACACAGUCAGAGUGGAGAACGCAGCCUUAGGAGAGGCGUCGAUUCUGGGGAAGACGGGGGCAUUAGCCUGGUCCACCAAGGCUCAGGAGGAAGUUGGACUAAAGUGACAUAUUCCUGCCCUUACUGCUCAAAGAGAGACUUCCACAGCCUGGCCGUGUUGGAGAUCCAUCUUAAGACCAUCCAUGCAGACAAACCGCAGCAGAGCCACACCUGCCAGCUCUGCUUGGAAACUCUUCCGACGCUCUACAACCUCAACGAGCAUGUGCGAAAGGCCCACCGUGCCAGUGGAGGGAGCGUGGGCUCAACAGCGGCAGCAGCAGCUUUCCCUCUGCUUCAGUUCACAAAUGUCACUGCGUUUCACUGCAAUUACUGUCCGGACAUGUUCGGAGACAUCAACUCCCUGCAGGAGCACAUCCGAGUGUCCCACUGCCUGCCGGGUGGCAUCGUGGCGGGAUCCACCACUCUAGAGGGGAACCAUGCCUUCUUCUGCAACCAGUGCUCCAUGGGAUUCCUCACAGAGUCCUCCUUGACGGAGCACAUUCAGCAAACGCACUGCGCCUCAGCUACGGGCGGCGGGGCGGCGUCUGGAGGAGCUGUGGCCAAACUGGAAUCCCCCGUUCUCCAGGCUGCGUCUCAGUCUUUCAUGGAGGUUUAUUCCUGCCCUUACUGCACCAAUUCUCCCAUCUUUGGCUCACUCCUCAAGCUCACGAAGCACAUCAAGGAGAACCACAAAAACAUCCCUCUGGCGAACAACAAACGGCAGGCGAAGGUUGCUGACCUCAGCCCAGCCUCCUCCGACGUGGAAAUCUCAUCUCCCAAACGCCACAGACUGGGAGGCGAUUCCACUCCCUCCAUGGGAAGCAACGGGGAUUAUCCGUGCAAUCAGUGCGACCUCCGAUUCGCUAGCUUCGAAGGUUUCCAGGCUCAUCUGAAGUCUCACCUGGAGAUGCUGCUGAGACGCCAGUCCUGCCCGCAGUGCAACAAGGAAGACUUUGAGACACAGGAGGCACUGCUCCAGCACCUCACAGUGCAUUACACCACCACGUCUACGCAGUACGUGUGCGAGAGCUGCGACAAGCAGUUCUCCUCCGUGGACGACCUCCAGAAACACUUGCUGGACAUGCACACGUUCGUCCUGUACCACUGCACCCUCUGUCAGGAAGUCUUCGACUCCAAGGUCUCCAUACAGGUGCAUUUGGCUGUGAAACACAGCAACGAGAAGAAGCUGUUUCGCUGCACCGCCUGUACAUGGGACUUCAGGAAGGAGGCCGAUCUUCAGCUCCAUGUCAAGCAUAACCACCUGGGCCAGAGGUCAGGCCUUCCAGGAGGACUAGCAGGACUGAAACCACGAAAGUGCAUCUUCUGCGGGGAGACGUUCGGGACUGAGGUGGAGCUCCAGUGCCACAUCACCACCCACAGCAAGAAGUUCACCUGUCGCUUCUGCGGCAAAGCUUUCCACGCCAUCUCGCUGCUGGAGCGACACCUGCGGGAGAAGCACUGCAUCUUCGAUGGCAGCAAUGUCACCGGGAACGGAGGAGGAACGGGGAGCAGCGGGAGUCAGAACGGAACGCCCAAUGGCCUGGCUCAGAGCGUCAAGCGGGGAGGAGCAGGAAGUGGGGUUGCAGGAGGAGCAGAAAGAGCAACAGUGGCAGCUGCUGAACAAGCCGACCUGCAGAACAUCCUGCUGAAGAGCGCCGUCACUGGAGGAGGGGGGUCGUCGCAGGCAGGCGACACAGCCAACAGUCACGAGGCCAGCGGUGGAGAGGAGGAGCUGGACAAUUCGGAGCCCAUGUACGCUUGCGACAUCUGCGGAGCGGCCUACACAAUGGAGUCGCUGCUGCAGAACCACCGCCUGCGCGACCACAACAUCCGGCCGGGCGAAGAUGAUGCAGGUUCCAGGAAGAAGAAGGCAGAUUUCAUCAAAGGGAACCACAAGUGCAACGUGUGCUCCAGGACGUUCUUCUCUGAGAGUGGGCUGCGUGAGCACGCUCAGACGCAUCGCGGACCUGCCAAGCACUACAUGUGCCCCAUAUGUGGAGAACGUUUCCCAUCUCUAUUGACUCUCACAGAGCACAAGGUGACCCACAGUAAAAGCCUGGACACGGGGACCUGUCGGAUCUGUAAGAUGCCACUCCAGAGUGAGGAGGAGUUCAUAGAGCACUGCCAGAUGCAUCCCGACCUCCGCAACUCGCUCACUGGCUUCCGCUGCGUCGUCUGCAUGCAGACCGUGACCUCAACGCUGGAGUUGAAGAUCCACGGUACCUUUCACAUGCAGAAGCUCUCCUCCGGCUCGGUGCUGGGAGGCGCCGGAGGCGGCAACAGUGGAGCGGGCACAGGGAACGGUUCAGCCUCUUCUUCCCCGAACGGACAGCUGCAGACGCACAAGCUCUACAAAUGUGCCUUCUGCUUGAAGGAGUUCAAAAACAAAGGGGAUCUGGUGAAGCUGGACGUCAACGGGCUGCCAUACGGCCUCUGCGCUAGCUGCAUGAGCCGGGGAACAAAUGGCCAGAGUCCCAAUGUGGUUGGAGGAGCAGUGACGCCUGGAGAUACUCAGGCAGAUAAGGCUCUGACAGGGCUGAGGUGUCCCGAAUGUGGUGUGAAGUUUGAAAGCGUUGAAGACUUGGAGAGCCACGUCCAAACAGAUCACCCUGAGGUCAGCCCUGAAACCAGCGCUGCAGGAAAGAAGGCUGAGGCUUCACCUGCACCCAAGAAAAAGACCUACCAGUGUAUUAAAUGCCAAAUGACGUUUGAGACGGAAAGAGAGAUCCAGAUUCAUGUGGCUAAUCAUAUGAUCGACGAGCCCACCUGUCAGCAAGAGGAGGGCAUCAAUCACGAGUGCAAGCUGUGUAACCAGAUGUUCGACUCACCUGCCAAGCUGCUCUGCCACCUGAUAGAGCACAGCUUCGAAGGCAUGGGAGGAACCUUCAAGUGCCCCGUCUGUUUUACAGUGUUUGUGCAGGCCAACAAGCUGCAGCAGCACAUCUUUGCCGUGCAUGGUCAGGAGGACAAGAUCUAUGACUGUUCCCAGUGUCCACAGAAGUUCUUCUUCCAGACAGAGCUCCAGAACCACACACUGAGCCAGCACGCGCAGUGAGACCGGGGCCCAGUGGGAUCCCUCAGCUCAGCCGCGCCCCCGACCCGGAGCCGGCAGGGGACCCACAUCUCCACAUCACAGCCAAUCAAAGUGUCAUUUGCUACUCACAUGUAAAAGUGUAACGAUCGCGCGACUGGGCGCGGCCAUUAGGAGCAGCGGGGGGACGGAAUAUUAAUGGGAAAUGCUAUUAAAUAAAGAAAAGGGGAAAGUGGGAGAGGAAAACUGUAAGAGCGACGUGAUGGGAGGAGAAGGGUGAACAAAGGUAUUGUACGUGCAGUAUUUUUUAUUGUCCCUUCCAAAACCCCCUCCUCCCACCAGCCACCAUCUGACUCAUGCUUUUUAUUUUAUUUUCCAACAAACUGAAUAAAAAACAAUUUUUUUUAUUAUACUUUUGGUAGAUUGUAGGAAAAGCAUCGCUAUGUUGUCCCCUCAGUUGCUUCUUGUGUUCAUAAGUCCUAUUUUUUUUUUAGCUUUUUGCCUUUAUUUUCAGUAUUUUAUUUUUUGCAGUUAGUAGGUACUCGUGCUGUGUUGUGAUUGCCAGUCAUAAAAUUCCUGACCCCGCCCACAAGCAAACUUUCCUUUUUAUGAUUGUUAUAUAUUUUCUUCCUUUUUGUAAUUACUAUUAAAAAAUUCAUGAAAACAAAAAUAAAGUGCAGGAAAAAAACGUACAGAUCUUUUCUUUCUUUUUCUGCUCUUUUUUUUUAUUUGGGAUUUCCAGACAUGGGGCCUGUAAUGGUUACUGUAAAAAUAAUUAUCAAUGAUUUCAGUGCGUCUGGUCGAAGACCAGUUUUUAAAUGUGAAUUAACCAGAUUGCAAUAAUCUAGUACAGAAAAAAAAAACAAGAAAACAAAUAAAAGAGAAAUAAAGAA